CGCACAGUGUUGUGAAAAUGGCGACUGCCAGCAUGAAAACUUGUCCGUGCCUCGGACUAACGACGCAGUCAAGCACACUGCUUUUCGUUUUCAUAAUAUUUGUUUCAUCAAUACCCCAAAGUUUUGGAGAUGACUGUAAUAUUCAGGGAUACGAUGUCAAAAUGCUUUCAAAAUAUAACCCUUGGAUAUCGUCAUCAUUCGAUGGAAACAUUACAUACAAAAUUAGCCUGUGCGAAGCUGUGACAGUUUCCAAUGCGGCCAACGAGUGUCCCCUAAAGACUUCCAUCUGCCAGCUGACGAAGGGAAAACAGGCCAUCUCUCUGGGCAACCACACAACCACAUUCAAUGCAACAAAAAAUAGUAAAGAUGGAGAAGUUAUUGCAUUCUUUCGUGGUGACCCUUGCCCAAGUAUGCCGACGGAAUACAGAACAACAAUCAUUUACUUUAAGUGUGGAAAAACAUUGGGCUCGCCAGUGUUCUUGGGAGCUUUUGAAUGUUCCACUUACUUUGAAUGGGAAUCUCAUGUGUUCUGUGAAGACGUUAAUAAACCUGUGGAGGAAGUGCCUUGCUAUCUGUAUCUCAAGAACGAAAAAUAUGACUUAUCUCCCUUGGCUAAAACAACUGGGGCCUAUUUAGUGGACUCGACGGCGAAUCGCCAGUUUUACAUCAACGUCUGCCGAGACAUUACAGGAGCAGGUUCUGGUAAGUGA
Messenger RNA from Haliotis rubra (blacklip abalone), 710 nucleotides. RefSeq names its product cation-independent mannose-6-phosphate receptor-like. Gene Ontology annotation, molecular function: insulin-like growth factor binding; D-mannose binding; signaling receptor activity. NCBI's taxonomy places the organism in Eukaryota, Metazoa, Mollusca, Gastropoda, Lepetellida, Haliotidae. The record is from RefSeq and is a predicted model, not a curated record. Gene Ontology annotation, biological process: lysosomal transport. Gene Ontology annotation, cellular component: plasma membrane; trans-Golgi network; late endosome.